Molecule: messenger RNA, 2318 nt
Organism: Entelurus aequoreus (snake pipefish)
Lineage: Eukaryota; Metazoa; Chordata; Actinopteri; Syngnathiformes; Syngnathidae
Product: DNA endonuclease RBBP8-like
Exons: 19
Coding region: 150-2006 (618 amino acids)
Biological process (GO): DNA double-strand break processing involved in repair via single-strand annealing; double-strand break repair via homologous recombination
Cellular component (GO): site of double-strand break
Molecular function (GO): damaged DNA binding; flap-structured DNA binding; Y-form DNA binding
Source: RefSeq, a predicted model, not a curated record
AAUACGAAGAAGAAUCUUUACCCGGCAGGCAUUGCGGCGCGGCGAUUUGCAAUUCCCUCUACGCUUCUUCCUGUCUAUUUCUCGCCAGGAAGCAUCGUUUCCAAACAUGUUUUUGUACGCCGGAACAUUUAAAAAAACCUUUUGUGUCUAUGGCGACUCCGGCAUCGAAUGACAGGAUGAACAGCCCCACCAGCACACCCAAACCCACCGACCUCUUUCACACUUUAUGGAAACAACUUGGGGAGUGCCAUGAAAAAACACUGCAGGAACUGGAGGAGAAAGUAAGCAAGUUGAAAAAAGAUCGGUGCUUAGACGCACAGAGACUUGAGGUGUUUUACACUCGUAACCAGGAGCUGAAGGAGCAGACCAAAACUCUGCAGGAUGCCAUCGGUCUUUUAGAGGACAGACUCCGAACGGGAGAAUGUGAUCGCUGUUUAAUCUUGGAGGGUAACCUAAAGAGUAGUCAAGAGCAAAAUGAGCGGCUUAUCACCAAGAUGAAGCAUGAAAAUAAAUGUCUUGAAGAUGAAAAUCGUAAACUGUACACUGAGCUGGAAAAGUUUAAGAAUUGCUCCGAUCCCCAGGAACAGGAAGAUGGCAUCAUCCCAGACUCACCGGUUCUGGCCAGCUCGCUUCCUUUGGCCAACAAACUGAGGAAACGUAAAACCGGUGAGAAGAGAAGACAUGUUCGCUACGCAGAAGAGCCUUCAUUCAAGUUAAAGUCACUUUUCAAAGAUCCAACAAACGAAUUGGUUGGUGGUCCAAAAAAUGCCAAAAGAACAGACAUACUUGUUCCUGACACGUGUGAAAUGGAAACAUCCCACAUUGCAGGAGAGGAAGAGAACGGGGGAGAAGUGAUAGCAGAAACUUGUGUCCUUGAACUUGUCAACACACGUCACCUGAAAACUGUGGAAGCCGCAGGACAGCAAAAUGUCCCAAAAUCUUCUCUGUUGACAGGUGUUCACCUGAAGCCUCGUCGCAUCUCCCCGUCAUCGACAUCCGUCCAAAGUCCAGACUCCACCACGGACAAGUCUUCAACUCUUUCCCCUCCCGGUAAAAAGUUGACCAUCGCCGACUUUACCUGCAAAGAGAAACAGAAAAAGGAAGAUGGUGAACCAAAGGGGCGAAUACCCAAAGUGGAGCAGAAGAAACAAACCUGCAGAUCUGUUCACACUCAAAGCUUCAAGCAGCCACCUGACAGCAAGGUUCAAAGUGUUGACUGUGGGAGUCCAGCUUUCAAGAAGCCUAACUCCAGACUGCUGGACCAGAGACGAAACCACCUUCAUGGCCACCGUUCUUCACACAGACAAGAGAAGACGCACACGGUGGAGAACAUGUGGAGCAUAGACCCUGCGCUCAACUUUUCAAUGUAUGACAGUGAGCGGGGAGCCGUUGAGCAUGAAGAACACGGAGAACUGCCUGACAGUGACUGCACUUGGAUCAGUCACAGUUUGCUCCAAGGCCGACGUGCAAAUGACGAGGAAGAAGAACACAGUGUCUCCGGAAUCGGGGAGAAGGCCAACGACAGUCUGGAUGGAAUGUUUGACGCCACCGGCCAUGAGGAGUACAUAUCUUACAACAGCUCACAAGUUGCCAGUCAGCCAUGUGAGGCUAUGGAGCAAGAGGAGGACAAUGAAGAAGAAGAGUCUUCUGAAAACUACCCACAUAUGAACAAAGUAAAACAUCCGGCGUUUGCACAUGUGGCAGUGGUACGCAAGAAAGACGAGAGAAGAAAGCUGAAGGGCACCACCUGCAAAGAAUGUGAAGUUUAUUACGCCCAUCUCCCAGAGGAGGAGAAGCAGAAGAAGCUGUCCGAAUGCUCUCGGCACCGCUAUCGCUUUAUUCCGCCCAACACUCCGGAAAAUUUCUGGGAAGUCGGAUUCCCGUCGACUCAGACGUGCAUUGAAAGAGGUUAUAUAAAGGAGGAGAAGACCCCGUCGUCUCGUUUACGAAGAAAGCAACCUUUUGCUGCGUUUUUCUCCCCAAAGAAUAGCCAGAAGGACAGCUAACAAGUUAGUGUGUUCACCAAGGAGCUCAAUCAAGCUCUUUUUGUGCACUGACUCAAUGUACACACAGUACUUUUUUCACCUUUGCUCAUUUACUCUGCAUAUAAGAUUGAGACGUGCUCAAUAAAUAAAACUUAAGGGAAUUAAGUUUUCUGGUUGCUAAUUCAUAACUUGUAUCAUUAGGAAUAAGUAAAGGUGCAAAAUAGGCCACAUUUUAUUUUGUCGGUCGCUUAUUAAAGCACUGUUUAUAAUGUAAAAACAUAUGAAAAAUACACACUACUUUUUUCACCUUUGCUCAUUUAAGAUUGACACAUG